CAGUGUUUAUCGAUGCAGUGUUUAUACAGCGUUCAAACACACGACGCGUAUAUGAAUAUGUGAGGUGUUUGUUGUGUUCCUUUUAAAAACGUUUAAAACCACAAUUAACUUUCACUUCUGGGGAAAACUGGACCUUUAAUUAUGUGAUAUUUUAUCACUUUAACUUUUAUUAUUAUAGUGUUUUUUCUUUCUUCUAAUAUUCUGGUUUUAGGUUUGUAUGAAAAUAAAAUAAAGUGUUUAGUCCUGUAUUUUAAAAAUUGAAGUUUUACUCUUUUGUUCCAAUUUUUAUAUAAAAGCCUUUUUGAAUUCUGUACUCAUAUUUUGGGGGAAAUAUUUUUCACUUCAAGAAGAAUAUAAUUAGACUAUUUCAAAACUAAAACCUACACACUGUUUCAUGAUGUCCCACUUUUUCUGCCCUGGAAUCCACACAGGAGGACAGAUCUGAGGACUCGGGUCUGCGUCUCUGUAGUUUUUUGGGGUUUAGGGGACAAAUACAAUAUCAUACUAUUUUCUUUUCUCUUUUUUCUCUUGUUUUCCAAGCUGCUCUGCCAACUGUUCCUCCCUCUGGCUCUUUAUCCACUCUACUAGAAACCAGUGUGCCGUGAAGAAGCCGGUGCGCCACGCACUCCUCCUCUCCUCUCCUCUCCUUUCCUCAUUUCCUUCCCUCUCCGCCAAAGUGAUCAUCACAGUGGAAGAGGAAGAGGAAGAAGGGGAAAAACAGGGAGAGGAGGUGGGAAAAGGGGGUACAUCACAGUUGGAGCUCAGAUACAUUAAUCACAGGAGUUGUUCUUUAAACCUCUUCCUGUUUCUACUGAACCGAACGCAUCCAUUUGAAAGGAAGGGGGACGGAGCCUUAUCCAUACAAAUGUGGCACUGGAACUUUAACACAUACAUUUUGUGAUUGUACUUUUUUGAAAAGGAAACAAAGUGUUUGUUCGAAAUUUAACGUCCUGUGAAAGUAGAUGUUUCUGUCGUAAAUAAAUGGAUACAUGCUGUGCGUAAAGGACGCCUUUACGCGCGUGUUCCCAGACAAGAUUUUUGCGUGAAAACCUUCAGUCACGCUCAUGUUUUCCUUCCUGUUUCAAACUUAUGACAAAUGUUAACUAAUGAAAAAGGACUGGACUGAAUUUUUGGUCUCACGUCUGUUCAGCAGAAGGAGAGCAGGAAACCGAGCCAUGCCGUGCGCCCGCGAGCCAGCGAGCCAGCGAGCCGACCUGUGCGUAAAGACGGACUGGGGGCAGACGCUUGGUCCCGAUUAACCCACAGUAACGCACACACGCACACACCGAGCCGGAACACGGAGGGAGGAUGACUGUGCGUAAAAAUAAGGUUUUACGCAUAUGCGUAAAAAUGAUAAAUGGCCACAGAUUUACAGGAUCCUCCUCAUCCUCCUCAUCCUCAUCAUUACUGUGGUCACGCGGAGGCAAAAGCUGUGGAACAAGAACACGAGCCUUUGAUUCUGAUUUUUUUUUCUUCCUCUGAAAAUCAACCGUGUCGGGUUUUUUUUUUCUUUCGCAUACGCGGAGCUUCUGCCGCUCACUACCGCCACCGCUGCCGCGUCUGUCCGGGAGAGAGACACCGACAGAGACAGCAGCCAGCACCGGGAGAGAGAGAGAGAGAGAGACAGGCAGUGACUGCCGCGCUUCCUUCCAUCUUCUCCUCUUUUAUUCAUCCACUCUGUGGCUCUUCCUCGCGUUUGAUUUCUUCUCCAAAGCUGCCGCCGCCGCCGCCUCCUCCGCCUCCCUCCACCCUCCACCCUCACCUCUCUAUGUGGGAGCCGUGAGCGCGCACCCACUGGGGGGCAAAACUGUGCAUCAAAGCUCCGCGGAUUCCCCCGGACCCGCCGGAUCAGCGGCGCCGGCGACAGCAGCCCACGAUGCCGCGGAGGAAGCAGCAAGCGCCGCGGCGCGCCUCAGCGUACGUCCCCGAAGACGAGAAGGAAGCAGCACUCAUGGACGAGGACCUGGACGGAGACGACUCUGCACAGGAAGGCGAUGAACCAGCAGCCAAGUUCCUCUGUCAGGACAAGGACUACCUUCUGAAGGACAGACCAGGAUCCACCGGCUUCCACGACUCCCCCAGUGCUGCGGAUUUUUCCGGUCAAGAACUGGACAGCGAGUCUCAUGUGAGCGAAUCCAGUGACAGAAUGUCAGACUUUGAGAGUUCGUCACUUAAGAACGAGGACGAUGUCCUCCUCUCUAAAGAUCCCCCAAACGCUCUGUCCCUGUCUUCCCCGUCCGUCCUCAUGGCCGCUGUCAAUGCCACCGCGGCAGUCAGUGGAGAUGAGGCCAUGUUAGCCACGACAGGAUCCGUGGCGGACAGCCUGGAAAAGAUGAAGGCUAUUUACACCUCUUUCUUGACCAACUCCUAUUGGUCCACACUGAAUCUGAACCUGAGCCAGCCCCCUGCAGAAAAACCCCCGCGCAGUCACAGCAGCAGCAGCAGUAGCAGCAGCAGCAGUAGCUGUGGGAGUGGCGGCUACGACUGGCACCAGACAGCGAUGGCUAAAUCCCUGCAGCACGCCUCGCAGAACCACCACCACAACAGACUGGGCCUGGUUCAGCACCCCACGGUGGCUGUGUCCACAGCCUCCAUAGAACCGAACCUCUUCAGCACUGUCCAGCUGUACCGACAGAGCUCCAAGCUCUACGGCUCCAUAUUCACGGGCGCCAGCAAAUUCCGCUGUAAGGACUGCAGUGCAGCCUACGACACGCUGGUGGAGCUCACGGUGCACAUGAACGAGACGGGCCACUACCGCGACGAUAACCACGAGACGGACAGCACGGGUGCUAAGCGGUGGUCCAAACCCAGAAAGCGUUCCUUGCUGGAGAUGGAGGGGAAGGAGGACGCACAGAAAGUGCUGAAGUGCAUGUACUGUGGGCACUCGUUUGAAUCCCUUCAGGACUUAAGUGUCCACAUGAUCAAGACGAAACAUUACCAGAAAGUGCCUCUGAAAGAGCCGGUUACACCCAUGGCAGCUAAGAUUAUCUCCACGGCUCGAAAGAGAGCCCCCAUUGAACUGGACAUCCCUAGCUCGCCGGACUCUAAUGGAGGGACCACACCUAAGCCAAUGUCCCUCACCGACUCUAAUGACAUUCUCCAGAAGGUUGCUAACCCUUACAUCACACCAAACAACCGCUAUGGACACCAGAAUGGUGCCAGCUAUGCCUGGCAGUUUGAAUCCAGAAAGUCACAGAUCCUCAAAUGCAUGGAGUGCGGAAGCUCCCAUGACACGCUACAAGAGUUAACUGCUCACAUGAUGGUGACUGGACACUUUAUUAAAGUCACCAACUCCGCUAUCAAGAAAGGGAAGCCCAUUAUCGAGUCCCCCAUCUCAGUCCCAACAUCUAAUUCAACAAUUGAAGAAAAGUUCCAGUCUGUUCCUCUGGCUGCCACAACGUUCUCUCCUCCACCUGCUCCUGUGCCUCCUCCCACCAGCAUCUCCCCCAUUGCCAUGGCUGUGGAGAUAAAAAAGGAGGAAAAGGAGGAGGAAUGUACUAAAGAGCCCAUCGUCAACAACGGUAAUAUUCUUAGCAAGGAGAAGAAGGCGGGGGCUGAGGAGGAACCAGAUGAGAAGUUUGAUAUCUCUUCAAAAUACUCCUAUCUGACUGAAGAGGACCUGGACGCCAGUCCAAAAGGGGGUCUUGAUAUCCUCAAGUCGUUGGAGAACACGGUGACAUCAGCCAUUAACAAAGCCCAGAAUGGCGCUCCAAGCUGGGGUGGAUAUCCCAGCAUCCAUGCAGCCUAUCAGCUUCCAAACAUAAUGAAGCUCUCUCUGGGAAAUUCUGGGAAGAGCUCUCCCCUCAAAUACAUGUUCCCUCCAGGGGAGAUCCUCUCCCCGAGUGCCAAGAACCAGCCACUAAUCUCUCCUCCCAGCUGCCAGACAUCUCCUUUACCCAAAAACAACUUCCACGCCAUGGAGGAACUUGUCAAGAAAGUGACAGAGAAAGUGGCCAAGGUUGAGGAGAAGAUGAGAGAGCCCAGUGGGGUCGUGAGGGGAUCUCCUCUGAGACACGCCACGCCCUCACCUUGCAACAGUGAGGCGGGGGACUCUGCACGAGGAGAGUCUCCAAAAGCAAACCGAGCAGAGGGGUGUAAAACUCCUGAAAAUACAAACGGGGAGAAGGUUGUAGGAAAUGGAGCCAAUCACGGAGAAUCAAAUGGAGACAUUUCCAUAAAAGAGUCUGUGGAGAACGGAGUAGAGUCAUCGGCCGUGACUUCACCUCAGUCUUCCUCGUUAACGGGCAGCACUGCUAUCAUCACAGACCAUCCACCUCCAGAGCAGCCAUUCAUCAACCCUCUCAGCGCGCUGCAGUCUGUAAUGAACGUCCACCUGGGGAAGGCGGCAAAACCGGCCUUACCUUCCUUAGACCCCAUGAGCAUGCUGUUCAAGAUGAGCAACAGUCUGGCAGAGAAAGCAGCGGUGGCAGCUUCAACCCCACCAGCACAGACCAAAAAGCCCAGUAAUGAUCACUUGGAUCGCUACUUUUAUCAACAGCAUCUAAACAACGACCAGCCCAUCGAUCUCACCAAAGGCAAACACGCUGACAAAAACGGCAGCGGUGGUUCGACAACACUAUCUUCAGCUGCUUCCACCCCGUCCUCACUCCCUCCCCCGUCCACCGUCACCAUGACCAAAGCUUCAGCUGCAGUAGCCUCCUUCAUGUCCUCCUCCCCUUUGAGGGAAAACGCCCUGUCGGACAUCUCCGACAUGUUGAGGAACCUGACAGAAAGCCAUGCUCUCUCCAAGUCCUCCACGCCCACCAGCCUGUCCGAGCGCUCCGACAUCGAAGGUAUCACACAGGACGAUACGGAAGACGUCCUGCCCUCCCAGAAACGUAAAGGUCGCCAGUCAAACUGGAACCCUCAGCACCUUCUCAUCCUGCAGGCCCAGUUUGCGUCCAGUCUGAGACAAACAAAUGACGGCAAGUACAUCAUGUCAGACCUGAGCCCACAGGAGAGAAUGCACAUCUCUCGAUUCACUGGCCUCUCAAUGACCACGAUAUCCCACUGGUUGGCUAAUGUCAAGUACCAGCUAAGGAGAACGGGUGGCACCAAGUUCUUGAAAAACUUGGACUCGGGCCACCCGGUGUUCUUCUGCAGUGACUGCGCCUCGCAGAUCCGCUCGCCGUCCACCUACGUCAGCCACUUGGAAUCCCACUUGGGCUUCCGUCUGCGAGACUUGGCCAAGCUUUCCGGGGAGCAGCUGCUCAGCCAGAUUUCGCAGCACCAUCAACAGCAACGCCACACCAAAGGACUAUCUGAAAAGCUGCUCUCCAGUCUCCACUUGUCCACCCACCCUUUACCGUCCUCUCUACCCAUCUCCCUUGCAUCUUCCUUGACCACCUCCCUGUCCUCAACUAAAUCCCCACCGCCGUCCCCCGGCGACGACAACGACGACAGCGGGGCCACGUACCAGUGCAAGCUCUGCAACCGGACUUUUGCGAGCAAGCACGCUAUCAAGCUUCACCUGAGCAAGACUCACGGGAAGUCGCCCGAGGACCACCUCAUGUACGUGUGUGAGCCGGACAAACAGUAGCACCGGCUGGGGACAAAAACACGCUGCACUCUUUCGUAAUGGCUCACUGUCUUUUUGCUCUUUAUCCUUUUAUAGACUUUUCUUGGGAAGAAAAGAAAGGAUUCAUAAUGUGACGGAACUGCACAAAGAUGCCAUACAACUACUGCUUUACAUUUUUUGGCACAUGGUUUUCAAUUUUGUGUUUUUUUUUUCGUGUCAGUGUGAGGUCGACUCACUCUGGUCUAAACCACUUGGAUCUCCGACGAUCCGAGUGCGCGAAGUGAUCUCCUCGACAGGACCAGUGAACUUUUUCCGCUGUCGCUGAGAAGACGCAGUGAAUGAAGGUUUUAAAAAAAGAAAAAGAGAUUCUAAAAAUGAACUGUGUGUAUUUUGUGUACAUGGAAAUUAAGUUCCUUUUAUAUUUUGGCAUCACGGGGGUGUGAUACGCUGCAUGCAUAAAUGAAAACAGUUGAGUUGAACUUUUUCUAACUAAACCUGGUGCACUUUUCAUGAUUUUGUUUUUCCCUUUUCAUGUUUUCACUCUUCUGCUCGCUCUAUCGUUGUUUUGUUUUUUUUAUUAUUUCUAUUCGAACAUUUUCGUGCUGAGGUCAGCGUUUAAGAUUUAACCCUCUGAGUACGUCAAAGCACUUCUACACCUACGAUCCAAACACGAGAGACCGAAGAUUUGGGAUUGGGAAUAAGUGAAGCUAUUGUGAGAAUUCACAUGUCGGCGAUUCCUGUUUGAGCUGAAAGAGAAAAAGUUGUGGUGGUACGAGGUACUGACACAAAGUCGUAAAAUAUUACAAUGACACAAAACAAAUGUUUUAUCAGAGAUUGGAUUUAUAAAAACGAAUCAUUUUACUCUAGUGACGACCUCAUUUGUGGUGCAUCUGUCAAUUUAGUCAAUGGAUCUUUUGUGUUUGCAGAAGUGGUGAAAAUUUACGAGUUUCCUUGAAUGGAUCUCGUAGCUGCUGCUGGAGAAUUGGCAAAUAAUUCCAUCAAAUAAACAAAUGGAGUGCCCUUCCCUUGAAUAUAGUUAUUUAUUUUAUUAUUAAAUGAAGCUUUAAAUAGCUAAAAUACGUUGGUUUUUUUUUUACAGUGUGUCCCCUCUGGCAGCCGUGUAGCUUUGUGUCAGUGCCUCACACAACCACACUUCAAAAAGCUUGAACUAAUCUUUUCACACAUGUCUGGAAGACGCUCACAGGACUCGACACAAGCACAUUGUAGCAAUGUGGUCAAAAUGUGGUAUGAAGAAAAAAGAAAAAGGAAAAUCUUAAGUCUUUUACUUUGGUCGAUCAGGGACCUUUGUUCAUUCAGGUCUGUGUAAAAUAUGUAAAUAAAAACCUAUAAAAAAAAAAUAAUUCCUGUCUAAAUUAUGCAUCAUUUCUAUAUUUUUAAUUUAAAAGGAUUAUGACUAUCUGCUGGUGCACAGUAUAUGAGGACAUAAAUGAAAUUGUUUUGCACAAUAGUUUUAUAAAUGUGUUAUUUAAUCAAAAUGGGGGGAGAAAAAAACUGGUAAGGUAACAAAGGGAUGACGCCGGGUGAUUCUUUUCAUUCUGACUCGUGCUCAAAGGGUUAAAGACACUUCUGUUCAUGUGCCGCUGUAUGAACACUAAAAAGAUAUUAAAGGUUGUACAAAAAAAGAUGUUACUUUAUGAAGAUAUUUCACAUGUAAACUGUUAUUUAUAAGCACUCUUGGUUGUUUCAUAUUGGUGAAUGCCUUUUUGAUGAUGAUUCUUAUUAUUUGGUUUUGUAUUUUUUUUGUUUGUUUCUUUUUUUCCGUCUUAAUUGCUCUGCCAUGAUUCCACACUGCAGCUUUAUCUUUUACGGGAUAUGAAAGGUAACCAUGGUUACGCUAACCCCCUUGAGUGACAAGUCCUGCUACGUGUCUGGCAGUUCAUUUGCUGAAGUAAACUGACAGCUGCCAGUGUCGAGAAAUGUUUAAAAAAAAAAAACAAAAAAAAAAGAGGAAAAGAGAAAAAAAAUAAAAUCCUUAUGUGUAAAAUAUUGGCAUGUAAACAGCAGCACAGAUGGUGUGAUGCAUCCUGCGCUGUUUGUCUUUUUCAUUUGGUUCUUUGGUUUUUCUGUUGUUGUUGUUCUUGACAAUGAGCUCCCAUUAUAUGACUUCAUAUAACCUUGUUUUCUACUGCAGCAUUAAAAAAAGGAAACAGUUUUUUGCAAUAA
Molecule: messenger RNA, 7702 nt
Organism: Solea solea (common sole)
Lineage: Eukaryota; Metazoa; Chordata; Actinopteri; Pleuronectiformes; Soleidae
Gene: tshz3b
Product: teashirt zinc finger homeobox 3b
Exons: 3
Coding region: 1877-5539 (1220 amino acids)
Biological process (GO): regulation of transcription by RNA polymerase II
Cellular component (GO): nucleus
Molecular function (GO): DNA binding; DNA-binding transcription factor activity, RNA polymerase II-specific
Source: RefSeq, a predicted model, not a curated record